This is a messenger RNA of Aspergillus ibericus CBS 121593, 1842 nucleotides long. Its product is annotated as alpha-N-arabinofuranosidase. The transcript has 8 exons. Lineage: Eukaryota; Fungi; Ascomycota; Eurotiomycetes; Eurotiales; Aspergillaceae. Bases 172 to 1842 code for a protein of 556 amino acids. Gene Ontology annotation, biological process: L-arabinose metabolic process; polysaccharide catabolic process. The record is from RefSeq and is a predicted model, not a curated record. Gene Ontology annotation, molecular function: alpha-L-arabinofuranosidase activity.
CCGCGACCCACGCGUAUAACCAGCACAUGGCCAUAUUAACCUCAUCCGUCAUGGGUAUCUGGUUGAGCAUCUCGGUUAAUUGAAAUUUAGACGAGGUAGUCCGCGAGGGAUACUUCGUGAUCGUGUUGUGAGGAGCUCAGGAUUCGAUCCAACCGAAGCCACUCGAACAACAUGCCAUGCGUGACCUAUCGCCAUCUCGAUCCUGGUCAAGCCAAGAGACGCUUUGUCGCUGCGGGAACUGACAUCUGUAUGCAGGUUUUCUGGAAGAAGAAAAGAUUCCCGAUUACUUUACCUUGGUUGAUAUUUCGGGAAUUUAUUGCCGCCAUGACCACGUUUACGAAGCUUAGUGACCGGGAUGCGCCGAGUAUUUCCAUCCACCCAACAAGACGCCUUUCCAAGAUUAACCCAAACAUCUAUGCGGGGUUCACGGAGCACAUGGGCCGGUGCAUCUACGGGGGAAUCUAUGAUCCGGGUAACCCAUUGUCAGAUGAGAAUGGCUUUCGAAAGGAUGUCCUCGAGGCUUUAAAGGAUCUCAACAUCCCUGUCGUCCGCUAUCCUGGUGGAAAUUUUAUGGCGACAUAUCAUUGGAUCGACGGAGUUGGCCCAAAGGAGAAACGGCCUGCUAGACCCGAGCUGGCAUGGCUGGGAACAGAGACGAACCAGUUCGGAACUGAUGAGUUCUUGAAAUGGUGCGAAGUCCUUGGAACUGAGCCCUAUUUCUGCUUGAACUUUGGAACAGGAACCCUUGAUGAAGCACUGGCCUGGGUCGAGUACUGUAACGGCACCAAAGACACUUACUAUGCCAACCUUCGACGAAAGAAUGGCCGCGAGGAGCCAUACAAUGUCAAAUACUGGGCCCUUGGUAACGAAACCUGGGGCCCCUGGCAAGUCGAACAGAUGACCAAGGAAGCAUAUGCUCACAAAGCCUACCAAUGGGCCAAAGCCCUAAAGCUCCUCGAUCCCAGCCUCAUCUUGGUCCUUUGUGGACAGGACGGCACAGCUUCAUGGGACUACUAUACCCUCAAACACUGCCUGCUCCCAGCCCACUCUCCCCUAUCCACCAGCACCGUCCCCCUCAUCGACAUGCACAGUAUCCACCUCUACACAUCCUCCACCUCCCACCUCCCCAACGUCACCGCCCCCCUAGCCGCAGAGCGUGCCAUCGAAAUCACUUCCUCCCUGAUCGACCUCGCCCGCAUCGAAAACGGGGUCCCCCCCGAGCAACACCGCCCCACCAUCUGCUUCGACGAAUGGAACGUCUGGGACCCCAUCCGCGCAGAGGGAAGCAAGGGCGCCGAAGAAUCCUACACCCUCUCCGAUGCACUGGCCGUAGCCGUCUACCUUAACGUGUUUGUCCGGAAGAGCAAAGACGUGGGCAUGGCCUGUAUCGCGCAGACCGUUAAUGUCAUCUCGCCCUUGAUGACCAGUAAGGAGGGCAUCACGAAGCAGACAACGUGGUGGCCGCUGUAUCUGUUUUCGAAGUAUAUGCGGGGCUGGACUAUCGGUGUGCAUGUUUCUUGUGCUACUUAUGAAGGUGAGACGUCUCCGAAGUGGGUGCGUGGUGUGAAGGAUACGCCCUGGUUGGAUGUGAGUGCUACGCUGGGUGAAGAUGGGUAUGUGAAUGUUGCGGUGGUGAAUAUUGAUGAGGAGAGGGGGAUUCAGUGUAAGAUUGAGGGGCCAUCGGGGAGUAUUUCUGUCUUCACGGUUACGGGGGAUGGUGUGGGGGCGUGUAACAUGAACGGGAAGCAGGAGGUCGGAGUGACGGAGAGUACAUGGGAGGCGACGGGGUCGUAUGUGUUCCCGAAGCACUCUUUGACGUUGUUGAGAUGGAAGGCAGAGUAG